AUGAAUAAUAGUGGUCGUCCUUCAUCAGCACCUUAUGGUAGAACACCAACAUCAGCCACUAGUAGAAAUUCCUUCCUCAAUUCUUUUGACAGAAACUCAACUUUGAAUAGUAGCAGUCAUCAACAACAGGCAACGAGGAAUGGAACACCUAAUUCCAUCGUUACAAAUCCCAAUUCAAAUAUAAAUCUUAAUAAUUUGGAGAGUAUGAGCGAGAGUGAUGCCAUUAUUACAUUAUUGACAAGUUUUCUUGCCGAAGGAGAACGUUACAUGAAAACAAGAGAAUGGGAUAAAGCAAUUGUUUCUUUUACAAAAGCUUUGGAGGAUGAACCAAUGAACAAGUAUGCUUAUAUUUGCAGAUCGAAAUGUUUUACUAAUAUUGGAGAAUUUGAUAAAGCAAUUGAGGAUGCGGAAAAGGCUUUGGAAAUUGAUCCAAAAUAUCAUCGAGCAUUUCUAGCAAAGGCAGAGUGUUUAUAUUCAUCAGGAAAAUUUGAGUAUGCUCUUGUAUAUUAUUAUAAGGGAUAUGACCUUCGAAAGGAUAUUGAGGAUUUUAAGAAGGGUAUUAGAAAAGCCAAAAUUGCAAUUAAUGAAUCUAUUGAACAGGAUGAAAUUGACAGAGCAUACAAGAAGGGAUCGGAUUCAUUGAAUUCAUCUCGGUUGGGAAGUUUGAGCUCAUCAAGACCAGGUUCAGCAUCUAGUACUUUUUCUUCAAGACCAGGUUCUGCCACGUCAAGGCUCUAUCAGACUCAGACGAGAAAAGUUGUCACUCCUAGGGAUGUUCAUUCGGGUUAUACAUUACCUGCCAAAAAUCAGCUCAAUAAGAAUAGACCUUCAUCAGCUGGCAGUACUCUUUCAAGGACAGUUCAACGUCCCGCUUCUGCAGGAUCUUCAAGGCAACAAUAUAAUCCAUCAUUCACACCCAAACCCCCCAUUCCUAGACCAAUGUCAGCCUCAACAACUAGACCAUCAAGUGCAAGAACCACCUAUUCUGGCACCAGUAGACCAAUGUCAGCAACAAGGCCAAAGAGUGCCAAUGUAAAUAGAAAAGAAAGAUUUCUCCUUGGAGAAUUUACCAAAGAUGAGGAUUAUCUCAAUAAUCUUUUGAACGAUCAAUGUAAGUAA
Messenger RNA from Naegleria gruberi, 1119 nucleotides. RefSeq lists its product as uncharacterized. Bases 1 to 1119 code for a protein of 372 amino acids. The record is from RefSeq and is a predicted model, not a curated record. Gene Ontology annotation, molecular function: protein binding. NCBI's taxonomy places the organism in Eukaryota, Heterolobosea, Eutetramitea, Acrasida, Naegleriidae. The transcript has a single exon.